Messenger RNA from Sorex araneus (European shrew), 3426 nucleotides. It is a transcript of the gene AJUBA, whose product is annotated as ajuba LIM protein. Gene Ontology annotation, cellular component: adherens junction; P-body; nucleus. Gene Ontology annotation, biological process: response to hypoxia; positive regulation of miRNA-mediated gene silencing; negative regulation of hippo signaling. The record is from RefSeq and is a predicted model, not a curated record. The transcript has 8 exons. Lineage: Eukaryota; Metazoa; Chordata; Mammalia; Eulipotyphla; Soricidae. The coding region runs from base 289 to 1935 and encodes 548 amino acids. Gene Ontology annotation, molecular function: transcription corepressor activity.
GGGCGGGGGCCGCGAGCGGGCCGAGCGGGCGGGCGGGCGCGUGGACGCGGACCUGCGGGCCCGACAGCCGUGGCCGUGGGCCUUCCCAGCCCCGCUGGGCCCCUGGUGCGCAGGGGGACGCAGCCUCUGCCGCCGGGGGAUGCUGUGGGAUUCCUGGCGCCGGGCAUCCGGGCUGCCCUCUAACCCCCUGUGCCCACCCAGUGCCCCUGGGGACCCGGGAGCCGGACGGCCGGGAGCGGGACGCGAGCGCCGGGAGGGGAGGGCGCUGCGGGCCCCUGGCGCGCGGGCAUGGAGCGUUUAGGAGAGAAAGCCAGCCGCCUGUUUGAGAAGUUAAGGCUCUCGGACUCCGGCAGCGCCAAGUUCGGCCGCAGGAAGGGUGAAUCGAGCCGGUCUGGGUCUGACGGGACCCCCGGGCCGGGCAAGGGGCGCCACGGUGGGUUGGGGGCACCUAGGAAAUCGGGGCCCCGUGGAGCUACCGGGGGAGCCGGGGAUGAGCCGCUGGAACCAGCCCGCGAGCAAGGCCCCCUAGACGCGGAGCGGAACCCGCGCGGCUCCUUCGAGGCGCCGCGCUACGAAGGCUCCUUCCCCGGGGGGCCGCCUCCCACCCGGGCCCUGCCGCUACCUCAGUCACUGCCCCCCGACUUUCGGCUGGAGACCUCAGCCCCCGCCUUGAGCCCCCGCUCCAGUUUUGCCAGCAGCUCGGCCAGCGACGCGAGCAAGCCGUCCAGCCCGCGGGGCAGCCUGCUGCUGGACGGGGCGGGGGCCGGGGGCGCGGGAGGCAGCCGGCCCUGCAGCAAUCGGACCAGCGGCAUCAGCAUGGGCUACGACCAGCGCCACGGCAGCCCCCUGCCCGCCGGCCCGUGCCUGUUCGGCCCACCGCUGGCGGGGGCUCCGGCCGGCUAUUCCCCUGGAGGGGUCCCGUCCGCCUAUCCCGAGCUGCACGCGGCCCUGGACAGACUGUGCGCGCAUCGGCCCGCGGGCUUCGGCUGCCAGGAGAGCCGCCACUCGUACCCGCCCGCCCUGGGCAGCCCCGGCGCGCUGGCCGGGGCCGGAGUGGGAGCGGCAGGGCCUUUGGAGAGACGAGGGGCGCAACCCGGGCGACACUCGGUGACCGGCUACGGGGACUGCGCCGCGGGCGCCCGCUACCAGGACGAGCUGUCGGCGUUGCUGCGCCUGACGGCGGCCACGGGGGCGCGAGAAGCCGGCGCCCGCGGGGAGCUGUCCGGGAUCGAGCCGUCGGGUCUCGAGGAGCCGCCGGGGGCGUUCGUGCCCGAGGCCAGCCGGGUGCGGAUGCGGGAGCCGGAGGCCAGAGAGGACUAUUUCGGCACCUGUAUCAAGUGCAACAAAGGCAUCUACGGGCAGAGCAACGCCUGCCAGGCCCUGGACAGCCUAUACCACACCCAGUGCUUUGUCUGCUGCUCCUGUGGGAGAACUCUGCGCUGCAAGGCUUUCUACAGCGUCCACGGCUCCGUGUACUGUGAGGAAGACUAUCUGUUUUCAGGGUUUCAGGAGGCAGCUGAGAAGUGCUGUGUCUGUGGUCACUUGAUUUUAGAGAAGAUCCUCCAGGCCAUGGGGAAGUCCUACCACCCAGGCUGCUUCCGGUGUGUCGUCUGCAACAAGUGCCUGGAUGGCAUCCCCUUCACCGUGGACUUCUCCAACCAGGUGUACUGCGUCACCGACUACCACAAGAAUUACGCCCCCAAGUGUGCGGCAUGCGGCCAGCCCAUCCUCCCCUCCGAGGGCUCUGAGGACAUUGUGAGGGUGAUUUCUAUGGACCGAGAUUACCACUUCGAGUGCUACCACUGUGAGGACUGCCGGAUGCAGCUGAGCGACGAGGAGGGCUGCUGCUGCUUCCCUCUGGACGGGCACUUGCUUUGCCACGGCUGCCACAUGCAGCGGCUCAGUGCCCGACAGCCCCCAACCAACUAUAUCUGAACUGCAGUCCUCGUAGCUGCUGUCGCCACCCUUGACAAACCCCUCUGGCCGGGGGGGCCUUUCCCAGGAGCCAGGCGAGGAAGGUGCUGCGGGCCUGGCGGAGGAGUCCUCUGGGGAGCCCCCAGGGGCCAGAGACCCAAAGAUCAUGACAUUCCAAAUGGACUGUGGAGGAGGAGCGCGCAGUGGCCGGGGCGAAGUGUCCGGCCAUCUCCCCGUGUCGUGCAGGGCAGGCGCACACAGGCAGGGCCCAGCGCCUCCUGGGGUGCUGAUUCUAGACUGUCCGGCAUCCUUGUGCGCGCGAGUCAAGCAGUAUUCGGGGUCUGGAUUACAGCAGAGAGGAAAGUGUGGGUGCUCCUCACCCUUGGGCCCCACGUCCGGCAUCAGGCAUGCAGGGUCAGCGAGGUUCUGACACCGGUAACUUAUCUCUGUAUCUGGAUGAAGUGGUGGAAACUCUGGACCUUAUUAAAUGUGUCAUUUCUUUUUUUUUUUUCCCCCUGAUUUUUGGGCCACUCCCACUGGUGCUCAGGGGUCACACCCGGAGAUGCUUGGAGGAGAUUCCCCACUGUGUUUGGGAGACCAGGCUGUACCCACCCACCCCCCGCCCCCCAGGUUGAAUCAGGGCCUCCAGCAUGCAAAGCAUGUGACUCCAGCCCCACUGAGCCAGCUCUCUGGCCCCUAAGUGAGUUAUUUCUUGGUUGCCUCUCUCUGUGGAUUGGGAGGGCUGUUGUGUGCCCCUCAGCUCGGUGAUGGGAGGGGGGGUCUCUGCCUACCUGCCUACAUGAUCUGUUUCUCAGGGACUCAAGUGGGCCUAGGAGGGAGGUGGGUGCCUGUACUUGGUCCCUCUUCUCAGAUGGGGCAAGUGAGGAGUGGGUCUCCGGGUGGGCAGUCUGCGAGCACUGCGCCUGCUGUGAGGGGAGAGCCGCCUGGGCACACUCACGCAUACACUCGCACUCACACUCCGUCUCAGGUGGCAGCACCCUGACACCUGGCUCUCCCGCACCAGUGCUAGGUCUGGCACCACAGAGGUAUCGAGCACCGAAUCCCGUGUAGCUCCCCAGGGCCAGGGACCGACAGGGAUCACAGCGAGCUGGUUUGGGGCAGUUUGGCUGCAAUUACUUCACCCAACACUAGAUCCCUUAUAACAAUUCACUGUGGAAAAUUCAUUUGCUUAUAAGUUUAGUUCCCUUAAUGACCCAUUGCCAAAUGCUUCAUUCCUUUUUUGGUUGUUCUUCUAUCCAUUUAGAUGACCUUAUUUUUGUUUUGUUUUGUUUUGUUUUUGUCAUGCUUUGGGUAUUUCAAGGAUUUAUAUCUAUCCAUCGAAGAAUAUUUCUGAAUUAUCAGCAACAUAAAUUUAUCAAAUUUGCAGCACUUUGUAAAUGAUGAGAUUGCUUCUCCUGCCUUUGUGGAUAUCUUUUUCUAUGUUAUUUACUUUUCAAACACUUUUUUAAAAAAGUUUAAAGUUCCUAGCAAUAAAUAUGAUUGGUACAGAUA